Coregonus sp. 'balchen' is the source of this 19847-nucleotide messenger RNA. The record is from the annotation of a GenBank genome assembly. NCBI's taxonomy places the organism in Eukaryota, Metazoa, Chordata, Actinopteri, Salmoniformes, Salmonidae.
AUGUACAUGUUCUCAACGGUAAGAUUUUUAUAAUUUGAUUUGUCAUUCGAUUUUCAGUAGUGCAUGCUAAACUAUUUUUCCAUAUCUACAACAAUAACCUCCACUAUCUCUACAUUUAAAUGUUACCAAACUCUACAAUGCAUUUGCCAUUAGCCAUCAUGAAAUUGACUCCUCUAUUGAAAUGAUCUUUCAGCGUUACCAUAUUGUAGCUCAGUCAAGUUGCAUUUAACCUAAAUGAUUGCGUUUUAGAAUACUUUUAUUUUAUUGCUAUCGCAUGCAUUUGGUCAUGGUAUCCUAGCAGAACGUCUCUCGCUCACAGAACGUGGCAGAGAUACAGAAGGCUACUACAGCAACCUGGCUAGAGUUGCCCUUCAGUGUCCAUCUCUGUCCUCGGCUAUCUAUUUGAUCCUAUAAAUAAAGCAUUAGUUGAAUGUUGAGUUGUGUAAGACAAAUUGAGCCUGUGCAUAUUCAUUUGUCUAUCCUGUGAUUCCCUCUGGAGGCAGAGUUGUGCUGUAAUUGGUCAGAUCGUUUACUCAUGAUGUUCUGAGAGGUUAAGGGGUCACUGUUUUCCCCAAUGCACAUAUUACCUAAUAGGCUGGUAUAUCUAGUUUUGUGUGUGUGUGUGUGUAUUGCUUGGAGAAAGUUAGUGGUUAAGUGCCUUGCUCAAGGGCACAAUGCCAUAUAGCCCUGGGAAUUAAACCGGCAACCCUUUGGUUAUAGGCCAGCCUCUCUAACCUUGAGGCUACUGCCACCCCUAUUGAUGAGGUUAAGGUAGAACAUUGAAAUUGCUGUGUAUGGAAUCGGAUAUCCCAUUUCAUUGAAUGAUAGAAUGAGAGUAAGGUCAGAGAGGUUGGAUGAUGACCUUACCGCAUGACUGGAGUGGACUUUGAUGACUAAGGGAUACCUCUUGUUCCUCCCAUUACAGAGACAUAAAGUGUCAGGAGGAAGAGAAAGGGAGUUUGUGUGAGAGAGGGGUAAGGGGGCUGAUGUGUGGGGUUUUCAAAUCGUAGUCCUCAAACUCAGCAUGAAAUCUGUAAUGGGAAAAUCAACCCGCUGACUCUGGUGUAAUUGGAUUUUACAGGGACUCGUGCUAAAUCAGAGAGCUGUGGGUAGGUAGCACAAAGCUUGUUAAGGCUAGACAAGCCACACCACAGGCUAAAGGGGACAGGACGUGUGGUGUGAUUGUGAGUAUAUUAGUGGGUGUGUUUGGUAGGGGGCUGUUACCAAAGAGAAAAUUAACUGCUCAAAAUGGUUCAGUGUUGCCCAUAAAUUAACUUAAAAGUUACAGUAGUCUCUGGGAAUGUAAGCCUCUGUAACAUUGAUUGGAAAGGUAAUAAUCCCUUCUGUUCUGAUUUGGAGCAGUGGUUACUUUUAAAAAGCUAUGUGGCUUUAAAAUAUAACUUCUUUGUUGUGAAUGUCUCCUCUCUGUUUAAUCAAUGUGGCUGUAAUGCAAGAUGCCUUUGUUCAUGUUUUACAGGAUGCUUGACUUUAAAUUUUAAACAGGCGGAAUGAGAGGGCAAUGUUUUGCUGCCCGCAAGACUUUCACAACCCAACACAUCACUUAGCACUGAGCUACAAGAUAUAGAGAAGGUUAUACAAACAUCUCUACUUUGUUUUUUCUUAAAUAAUCAUUCUGGAUAGCAAUGUCGAUCAAUAACUCAUUUAUGGUUAGGUAAAUCAUGUAUGAUAUGUUUGAAUGAAAAUGAGAACAAACUUGAAAUAUAUAUUUUUAGAUGACAUAAGAGCCACUAGAAUACAUAAUAGGAGUUUCUCUGACACAUGAAGGUUAAGCAGGAAAGCCAGCAUAGUACUGUAUGGCCCUCUUACUGCAGCACAGGCUGGUGUUGACAGUAGCUGUAAGAUGCACUGAAAGGACAAUAGUUUCAUCCCAACUGGCCCGAUACUGUAGCUUCAGCAUGGCAGUGAUGAGUGGUUUGUAAUUAGUCAGAAUUGUAUCUGCCUAAUCAAAGAUCAGUAACACAAUACCUGUGCUGUAAUUUUGUGCGAGGAGGAGGAUGAGGAGAUCGACUUUCCGCAUCCUUGUGUUACUCACGCAGGCACACACACACACACACACACACACACACACACACACACACACACACACACUCUGUGGGUCCGUGGACGCUCAGGUGAUGUGCUGAAUGAGACCUUCCUAGGCUUAAUGAAUGAUUAACUAUCUUAGAGCUCCCAGAGCCAACUAUAUCAUUAUGGUCUCAUUAUGGACAGGACAGGAGUGACGCUUUAGCAGGAAGUACUAGUCCACACAUUGGCACUCCCCACUGAACCCCUCCCCUGGUCCCCAGAACCUGGCCAGUUCUGUCAGAGGGACAGAGGAAAAGCAGAGGUAGAGCAGUGUGACGGUGAGGUGAUACGGUCAAAGGGACAAACCUGCAUCUGAAUCGCCAGAGGCUAAAAGUGGCUCUAGAAUGGGAGUGCUGCUCAGUUGCUAGCCCCAGGACGAGAGUCCACCUCUACUGCAUACUCUGGGACGAUAGUUGAACGUUGUUUGGAUUCUAUCUGAUCCAUUACAAGACCGAUUCAACCAUGACUCACAUGGCUUUGGAGAUGAGUGAGGUAAUACUGUGGUGUGUGUUUUUUUGUGUGUCUGUGUAGCCUGUUUAUACCUGGUUCUAACUUACGUCCUUUGUCGUGUCCACAUUCUGAUUGUGCCCACAUUUUUUGACAGGUGUAGACAAUCAAAAGACAUUGUGAUCAGAUCAUCCUGUCCACCUCCGUAGGUAGUCAGACACUAAAAUCAUUGAUAAGUGGCACCAUUGACUGAUUACAUAAAUAUGUGUCUUACAAUAAAUAUAUAAGUAUUCUUUUGAAAGAAUAGUUGUGAAAUAAUUUGCAUAAAGGAAAGGGACCAGGAAAUCUGGUACAUUUACAUUUUAGUCAUUUAGCAGACGCUCUUAUCCAGAGCGACUUACAGUUUGUGAGUGCAUACAUUUUCAUACUAGCCCUCCGUGGGAAACGAACCCACAACCCUGGCGUUGCAAGCGCCAUGCUCUACCAACUGAGCUACAGGGGACUUAUACAGGGUUACCAAUGCAUACAUAGUGUAGACACAUUUCUGGAAAUGUGGGCACAAUCAGAAAUUAGACCAGAUCAGGUAAAAGGACCCAUGUUAGCACAAGGUAUAAACUGGGCUUUUGUUUCUCCUCUGUUUAGAACAACAUAUUGAUAAGGUAUUUUAUGCUAAAUAUAUUUUUACCCAAUGUUAUGAAGACCACCACCUAAAGGUUCAACCUUUGCCAGACUUUUUAAAAUCUUUAAUAGCAAUACAUAUACGGUACUCAUAUUGUUUUCUACCGCAUUAUAGUACCCUGUAUUUUAUCCAAUCUCUAUAAUUGAAGCUAUAUAAAGGGAGCAUUGUAUGAAGAGAUACAGGUGAUACCAGGUUUCUCUAGACACCUGGAGCCCCCUAAAUGUGUGUUUGUUGCCCUGAGUGAUGUGAUGUGUGGUGUUAGUCAGUGGCCCACGCACGAGGAGUGCUAUCUCUUUCAGGAGCCUAACGGCCACUUUGUGACAGAGUAACAGGAUCCUGUGCCAUAGUGGAGAGCCUGGGACAAUGGGCUGGCCUCUCGGGUGAUGGCCGCUGGGUCAGAUAGGCUUUCCUGUACCGUUUUAGCCUGCCAUCAAAUUUAGGUAUCUUGUUGCUCAUUUUCCGCCUUUACGAGUGUCAUCCUUUUCUCUCCACAUCCUUUUCCAUUCUUUGUGUGUGUUAUCACCUGUUUCAGACUUCUUCCCACUCUCAUUAUCCUCUCCUUUAAAAAAAAAAAAGACUCCUGUGUACCAUUACCAUUAGGUGACACUGUUUCCUAGAUUACAGUAGAACUGUGUUGUGCAAGUGUAUCUAUCUCUCUCUCUGUGUGUGUGUGUGUGUGUGUGUGUAUUCCUAUGUAUGAGUUUACAUGGAUCGUGUCCUUGGGCCAUGCUGGUUGGCCUGUUGUUAUUUUCUCAUCUGCCGAGUGUUCUCAGAUUUUCAGCUCAGAUUCCCCCUGAAUGGCUGUAAUCUCUGCCUUGCCACCGGCCUGCCCAGCCUGAUGCCAACAGAGCACCAACAAUGGGUGGAGUGCCAGGGUCAGGCCUGGCAUGCAACCUGACCACAGGGCAAUUGUCUCUGUUCAGUAUUUUAGGCCUGGUACAGGGUGGUCAGGUGUAGCAGGGCAGUGUGCGAACUUGAUAUCACUUUGGAAGGAAAUAAUGAAUUUAAUGUACAGUUGAAGUCGGAAGUUUACAUACACUUAGGUUGGAGUCAUUAAAACUCUUUUUUCAACCAUUCCACACAUUUUUUGUUAACAAACUAUCGUUUUGGCAAGUCGGUUACGACAUCUACUUUGUGCAUGACACAAUUAAUAUUUCCAACAAUUGUUUGCAGACAGAUUAUUUCACUUAUAAUUCACUGUAUCACAAUUCCAGUGGGUCAGAAGUUUACAUACACUAAAUUCACUGUGCCUUUAAACAGCUUGGAAAAUUCCAGAAAAUGAUGUCAUAGCUUUAGAAGCUUCUGAUAGGCUAAUUUACAUCAUUUGAGUCAAUUGGAGGUGUACCUGUGGAUGUAUUUCAAGGCCUACCUUCAAACUCAGUGCCUCUUUGCUUGACAUCAUGGGGAAAUCAAAAGAAAUCAGCCAAGACCUCCGAACAAAAAAAAUGUAGACGUCCACAAAUCUGGUUCAUCCUUAGGAGCAAUUUCCAAACGCCUGAAGGUACCACGUUCAUCUGUACAAACAAUAGUACGCAAGUAUAAACACCAUGGGACCACACAGCCGUCUUACCGCUCAGGAAGGAGAUGCGUUCUGUCUCCUAGAGAUUAAUGUACUUUGGUGCGAAAAGUGCAAAUCAAUCCCAGAACAACUUGUGAAGAUGCUGGAGGAAACAGGUACAAAAUAAUCUAUAUCCACAGUAAAACGAGUCCUAUUUCGACAUAACCUGUCAGCAAGGAAGAAGCCACUGCUCCAAAACCGCCAUAAAAAGCCAGACUACGGUUUGCAACUGUACAUGGGGACAAAGAUCGUACUUUUUGGAGAAAUGUCCUCUGGUCUGAUGAAACAAAAAUAGAACUGUUUGGCCAUAAUGACCAUAGUUAUGUUUGGAGGAAAAAGGGGGUCGCUUGCAAGCCCAAGAACACCAUCCCAACCGUGAAGAACAGAGGUGGCAGCAUCAUGCUGUGGAGGUGCUUUGCUGCAGGAGGGACUGGUGCACUUCACAAAAUAGAUGGCAUCAUGAGGAAGGAAAAUUAUGUGGAUAUAUUGAAGCAACAUCUCAAGACAUCAGUCAAGAAGUUAAAGCUUGGUCGCAAAUGAGUCUUUCAAAUGGACAAUGACCCCAAGCAUACUUCCAAAGUUGUGGCAAAAUGGCUUAAGGACAACAAAGUCAAGGUAUUGGAGUGGCCAUCACAAAGCCCUUACCUCAAUCCUAUAGAAAAUGUGUUCUCAGAACUGAAAAAGCGUGUGCGAGCAAGGAGGCCUACAACCUGACUCAGUUACACCAGCUCUGUCAGGAGGAAUGGGCCAGAAUUCACCCAACUUAUUGUGGGAAGCUUGUGGAAGGCUACCCGAAACGUUUGACCCAAGUUAAACAAUUUAAAGGCAAUGCUACCAAAUACUAAUUGAGUGUAUGUAAACUUCUGACCCACUGGGAAUGUGAUGAAAGAAAUAAAAGCUGAAAUAAAUCAUUCUCUCUACUAUUAUUCUGACAUUUCACAUUCUUAUAAUAAAGUGGUGAUCCUAACUGACCUAAGACAGGGCAUUUUUAGUAGGAUUAAAUGUCAGGAAUUGUGAAAAACUGAGUUUAAAUGUAUUUGGCUAAGGUGUAUGUAAACUUCCGACUUCAACUGUAUAUAAUUGGAUGGUUCUUCCGUUGUCAGCGAUUUAGAGUGUGUCAAACACAAGUGCCUAGAGAAACUCUUUCUCGCGCACGCACAGAAUGGAAUGUGAAGACAUUCUCACUUUCAGUGUGGAUAAGAAGGCUCCAGUUCCAAUGUUUGUGCUAAGGAGGGGAGAAAGGGACUUUCUGUAUUGUCAGAUUGAUUCUGACAUCUCAAAUGGGGCGCCUUCAAUGAUAUUGUUCACUUGUCUCAUUGGUUUAACUUCAUGAUGAACUGGGCAGAGAUUGGAGGGAGGGAUGGUGGAGGGGAAGAGAGUGCAAAAUAAAGAGUGUCUUGGAGGUGGGAGAAAUCAACCCCCCACCCCUUCCACAUCCCUAACCCAGUUACCCUCUUUCCUUGAGGAUUGGAGUAACAAUUCAAUAGUAAUUAAAUCAGACAAAAAAUGAGUUUCCAUGUUUUUUUCCUCAUGAUAACUAUAGAGACCAUUACUUAUCUUUAAAGUCUGUUCCUUGUCUUAUGAAGGACUUGCUUUUGGGGUUCACAGAUUAGACUAACAUGCCCCCCCCCCCAACCCUCACCCACAUCUCCUGUUGCUCUUCCUCUUGCUUCAUCGUUGCGCCCAGCAUUGCCCUCCUUGCAUUAAAUAGGCCAAAUAUCUUUUGUGUUUUGACUGCCGAGUGUGAAAUUGACUGUGACGUUGAAUGUGUUCUAAUGAAUAAUUACUGAAUAGAUAUACUGGCUGAAUGUGUGUAAUGGAUUGUAGACUGCUCUUUAAAAAGUUUUCCACCAUCUUUUUAUUCACACGACCAAAAAUGCUUUUCACAUGCAAGAGGGACGGGAGGAGCAUUGUGUGAUAAUUUGAUAUAAAUGAUUAUCUUUUUAUGGAUGUUUUCUCAACUUAACAGAACAUUUAAAAAGCCUUUCUUGCAGUUCAGGGAAAAAAGUACUAUAGAAUUGUAUAAAAGAGGUUUUCAGUGUUGCAGAGCUGGCAACCAUAGGGAGAGGGUGGGAGAAUGGGGGUUGGAAGAGGAGAUUUGAGUUUUUUCUCAGAGGAGUGGAUUGAAGAAGUUUUUAGCACUCCUUCGCCCCCCUGUGUUUUCAGAAAUACAUAAUGGAGGGCUAGUUUUAGGCAGCUUUAGCCUUAUCCCACUGGACAAAAACUGGUUCAAUCAACGUUGUUUCCACGUCAUUUCAACAAAAUAAAUCAAUGUGAUGACGUUGAAUCAAUGUGGAAACCUGAUUGGAUUUGCAAAAAGGAAUAAGUGUAAGGGAAUUUAGUCUUUUUUUCAACCACCUUUUAACCUAAAUCCAAUGGCAUGGUGACAUUCUUGGUUGAUUUCACGUUGAAUUCACGUUAGUUGUUGUCAACCAAAUGUAUAUCAAAACUAGACGAACUGAAGUCUGUGCACAGUGGGAUAUGUCUUCAGGUAGCAUGGUGGGAGCCUGGGUGUGUGCCUCUGGAUCUCAAAUGAACUUUUAACUCAUGCCCGGACAUUUACCACACGGCUCCUAGUAAACUAUUCACUGUAGCUCACUGAAGCUUAGAAGACACGCAUGACGUACAGUCACCUCCGAAAUGAUUGGCACUCUUGAUAAAGAUGAGCAAAAAAAACAGUAUAAAAGAAAUCAUACAAAUACUAAGCUAUAUUGUAUGCAAAAAAAAAAUGAAAACGAUAUUAUUUUAUAGUAAUACAAUUGCUCAGAGAAAGAGAUUGUGUUUAACAAGGAAUAUUUUUUUAUCUCAAAAAGGAUAGGGGUCAAAAUUAUUGGCACCCCUGUUUUCAAGACUCCAGCACCCUCCCCUUGCGAGGAUAAUGGCACAGAGCCUUUUUCUAAAAAAAAUUAUGAGAUUGGAGAACACAUUGGGAGGGAUCUUAGACCAUUCCUUCAUACAAAAUCUUUCCAAAUCCUUAAUAUCCUUCGUCUGCGCUUAUGGACUGCCCUUUUCAAUUCAAACCACAGGUUUUCAAUGGGGUUCCAGUCCAGAGACUGAGAUGGCCUUCCCUAGGGAAAUGGCCAUCAGGAAACCACGAUGAAAACAAUUUAAAAAGUGAUGAAUCGCCUUGUGUGUUGGUGCCCUUGGCCCAUCUUCCACCUGGUAACUGGGACUGGUAGUGUUGCUUUCCUGUAAGUGGGGCUGAAAAUAGCCCUGUUUCCCCUAUAAAUAAGAGUCCAGAGGGAGAUUGACAUCCAGUGCUUUGCUAAGCAGGACAACGGGGUAAUUUGGUGUAAAGGGAUUUGGAGAGAGCAGCCUUAGAACAGUCCAGUCAUCACUAUACAUGGAGCUGUCUUUCUCACCUUUAUGUCAUAAAGUAAGCUGACAGUUUUAUUUAAGACUUAGUAAGUAAUAAAGUUAUACACGUGACUCCACAUACACAUGCACGUACACACUUACUAUCACUUCUGCUUCCUUUCUCGCUCACUUUUUACAUUAUUGAUGGCUUCCUAUUGGUGGAAAUGGAGGGGGCAAUAUGUCAUUGUUUCCUGCCAUACUGUCCUUUCCCUAAAUAAACCCAGAUGUUCAGUAUAAAAAGGGAUUGAAGCUCACAGCAGUCUGAGACAGAGGACUUUCUUUCACUCAAGGUAGGGACUUAGCUACUUUUAAAAUCUUUGUAAAGAAAAAUAUAUAUUAAGAUACAUUUUGUGUAUGGCAGUGUUUAAGUUGUACAUUUCAAAAUUGCAGUCACCCUGAGGGUGGAUUGUUGUGGAUAUCAAUUACGAUACCAUGGGACCUUGGGACCAGGUUAACUUGGCACUGUUGUGAGCCAAACCGGUGGAGCAUUCAAAUAUUAUGGAUGGUACUUUCAUAGCACUGUAAUUAAGGAGCACAGAUCUGACUGAUAAUGUUACCUGAUGCAUAUUGUUGUCCAAGAGCUCAUUUGUUUGGGAUACAAAACUUCAGCAACAAUUUUAUUCCAUGUCGGUACACUGUGCCUUCUGUUCAGUAUAUACAUUAUGGAAGCACAAUAGCAUUGUACACUAUCAUUGGGAUAGCAUUAUUUGCAUUUUCUAGGAGUUGAUUUCAGUGCAACAUCUUUAGAGUUGGUCUUUUGACCCUGCUGUUGGGGUAAAUGACAGGGUGGAGUCUGCCCUAUAGAUGUGUGGGGAGGGGGACGUGUGUAUCAGUGACAAGAGACUGAUUGCUCCUUGAGGAACAUGGAAGUAGAUUAGAUAGGGAUCCCUAAACUGACCUCCUAUCUGUGCUGAGAGGAUGUGGUCAAGGCCACCACACACUCUGAGUGGAAGUGAAUGGAGGGCCAGAGAUGAGGGCAGAUUGAGAGUAAAUUAACUGGUUUAGGGCUAGAUUGUCUGUGUGUGUGUGAGAGUGUGUGUGUCAGUGAGCACUGCAUGGCACGGCAUCAGACCUGACAGAUGCAGAUAACUACAAGGAAACAGGACACAGAGGAACAGGACAUUAGGCAGUGAAAGGUUCCUUGAGUUAUUGCUGUUAAAACACCACUAAUAUGAAAAACACGCGAUUGUAAACAUGUUGUGUAUAUCUGAAAAUAAUACAGCAGAUAAGUUAUGCUGGAAGAUGUGGAACAUCUAAUCUGGUUUGUCGUAAAUAAACGUUUACAGCUGUCAUGUCUUGAUGAGAUUUGUGACAGUGUUGUUGUGUUGUGCUUCUGGGGCAUUUGCACAGCUAUAAGAUAUCAAUGUAACCAUCCUGGACCCUGUCUCUGAUUGGUCAGAGCCUGGAGGAGCGCUGUAACCGGAUCCUCCGGGACAUGGAGGGUACCCUUACAGCCCGGGAUCGCGUGGGCAUCCAGGAUUUUGUUUUGCUGGACGCCUACACCAGUGAGAGUGCCGUCCUGGACAACUUGAGGAAACGCUUCAACGAGAACCUCAUUUACGUGAGUCUAUCCCCUACACAGUCCGGAGCUAUCACAUAGCCUUCCUUUCAGCCAAAAAGCCACCCUACCUCAAGACGCCAGGGAGAACACAGUGUUUCUCCCCUAAUUGAACUGGCACUUUGUUCUGCUGAAACAGCAGCUACUGUGCUGUAAGUACAGCCACAGGGUGAGCUACCUUACUUUCUGUAAGGCCAUGUCUGAUAAUUACUCACACUGUAGAUAACAAGCACAGCACAUUCUCGUUGCACCCAUGCAGUGAGGCAUCCAUCUCUCAUCCAAUUCUAAUACAUUUCCCACAGACCUACAUUGGUACGCUCUUAGUGUCAGUCAACCCCUACAAAGAGCUGGGAAUCUACACCAAGAAGCAGAUGGAUAUUUACAUGGGCGUCAACUUCUUUGAGCUUCCACCCCACGUGUAAGUUGCAUUUGUGUACGUGUAUAACGUGUGUGUGCUUGUAUGUGUGCGUCACAAGAUAUGAAAUAGAGUGCUGCCAAUCUAUCUAUAUCCAUCAGCAGUGUUAUUGAACCUGUUCAAUUGCCCUCCCUUUCAGCUACGCCCUGGCAGACAAUGUCUACCGCACCAUGUUAACAGAGACCAACAACCACUUCAUCUUGAUCUCAGGGGAGAGUGGAGCAGGGAAGACGGAGGCCUCCAAGAAGAUCCUGCAGUUCUACGCUGUCAGCUGCCCCAGUACCAAACUGCUGGACAACGUCCGAGACCGACUGCUGCUCUCCAACCCUGUGCUCGAGGUGAAUAGCAUAGUAGAGCAAACACGACAUGAGAAAUUAACAUUGUUUGCACACUGCCAUUUACAAAUACAAUGACUGAUAAUACAGUCUGUACCUCUCUAAGGCUUUCGGAAAUGCCAAAACCCUGAAGAAUGACAACUCAAGCCGCUUUGGGAAGUACAUGGAUAUUCAGUUUGAUCACAUGGUAAGUGUCAAGACGUUGAGCACAGCAUUCCCAUAGUAAAACAUCAGAGGAAUAUCAAACAUCAGUACGUCAAUCACUGUUAGAUAUUUAAUGAUCUAGGGGGGAGCUGUUGGUGGCCACAUCCUCAGUUAUCUACUGGAGAAGUCCCGGGUGGUACAUCAGAACCAUGGAGAGAGAAACUUCCACAUCUUCUACCAGCUAGUGGAGGGAGGAGAGGAGGACAUGCUACGCUGGCUGGGUCUGGAGAGGAACUGUCAACACUAUAGCUACCUGGUACAGGUGGGAGAGGUAACCUAUCAGCACUACAGUUACCUGGUACAGGUGGGAGAGGUAACCUAUCAACACUAUAGCUACCUGGUACAGGUGGGAGAGGUAACCUAUCAACACUACAGUUACCUGGUACAGGUGGGAGAGGUAACCUAUCAACACUAUAGCUACAGUGGGGAAAAAAAGUAUUUAGUCAGCCACCAAUUGUGCAAGUUCUCCCACUUAAAAAGAUGAGAGAGGCCUGUAAUUUUCAUCAUAGGUACACGUCAACUAUGACAGACAAAAUGAGAAAAAAAAAUCCAGAAAAUCACAUUGUAGGAUUUUUUAUGAAUUUAUUUGCAAAUUAUGGUGGAAAAUAAGUAUUUGGUCAAUAACAAAAGUUUCUCAAUACUUUGUUAUAUACCCUUUGUUGGCAAUGACACAGGUCAAAUGAUUUCUGUAAGUCUUCACAAGGUCUUCACACACUGUUGCUGGUAUUUUGGCCCAUUCCUCCAUGCAGAUCUUCUCUAGAGCAGUGAUGUUUUGGGGCUGUCGCUGGGCAACAUGGACUUUCAACUCCCUCCAAAUAUUUUCUAUGGAGUUGAGAUCUGGAGACUGGCUAGGCCACUCCAGGACCUUGAAAUGCUUCUUACGAAGCCACUCCUUCGAUGCCCGGACGGUGUGUUUGGGAUCAUUGUCAUACUGAAAGACCCAGCCACGUUUCAUCUUCAAUGCCCUUGCUGAUGGAAGGAGGUUUUCACUAAAAAAUCUCACGAUACAUGGCCCCAUUCAUUCUUUCCUUUACACGGAUCAGUCGUCCUGGUCCCUUUGCAGAAAAACAGCCCCAAAGCAUGAUGUUUCCACCCCCAUGCUUCACAGUAGGUAUGGUGUUCUUUGGAUGCAACUCAGCAUUCUUUGUCCUCCAAACACGACGAGUUGAGUUUUUACCAAAAAGUUAUAUUUUGGUUUCAUCUGACCAUAUGACAUUCUCCCAAUCCUCUUCUGGAUCAUCCAAAUGCACUCUAGCAAACUUCAGACGGGCCUGGACAUGUACUGGCUUAAGCAGGGGGACCCGUCUGACACUGCAGGAUUUGAGUCCCUGGCGGCGUAGUGUGUUACUGAUGGUAGGCUUUGUUACUUUGGUCCCAGCUCUCUGCAGGUCAUUCACUAGGUCCCCCCGUGUGGUUUUGGGAUUUUUGCUCACCAUUCUUGUGAUCAUUUUGACCCCACGGGGUGAGAUCUUGCGUGGAGCCCCAGAUCGAGGGACAUUAUCAGUGGUCUUGUAUGUCUUCCAUUUCCUAAUAAUUGCUCCCAUAGUUGAUUUCUUCAAACCAAGCUGCUUACCUAUUGUAGAUUCAGUCUUCCCAGCCUGGUGCAGGUCUACAAUUUUGUUUCUGGUGUCCUUUGACAGCUCUUUGGUCUUGGCCAUAGUGGAGUUUGGAGUGUGACUGUUUGAGGUUGUGACCAGGUGUCUUUUAUACUGAUAACAAGUUCAAACAGGUGCCAUUAAUACAGGUAACGAGUGGAGGACAGAGGAGCCUCUUAAAGAAGAAGUUACAGGUCUGUGAGAGCCAGAAAUCUUGCUUGUUUGUAGGUGACCAAAUACUUAUUUUCCACCAUAAUUUGCAAAUAAAUUCAUUAAAAAUCCUACAAUGUGAUUUUCUGGAAUUGUUUUUCUCAUUUUGUCUGUCAUAGUUGACGUGUACAUAUGAUGAAAAUUACAGGCCUCUCUCAUCUUUUUAAGUGGGAGAACUUGCACAAUUGGUGGCUGACUAAAUACUUUUUUUCCCCACUGUACCUGGUACAGGUGGGAGAGGUAACCUAUCAAUGCUGUAGUUACCUGGUACAGUUGGGAGAGGUAACCUAUCAACACUACAGUUACCUGGUACAGGUGGGAGAGGUAACCUAUCAAUGCUGUAGUUACCUGGUACAGUUGGGAGAGGUAACCUAUCAACACUACAGUUACCUGGUACAGGUGGGAGAGGUAACCUAUCAGCACUACAGUUACCUGGUACAGGUGGGAGAGGUAACCUAUCAGCACUACAGUUACCUGGUACAGGUGGGAGAGGUAACCUAUCAACACUAUAGCUACCUGGUACAGGUGGGAGAGGUAACCUAUCAACACUACAGUUACCUGGUACAGGUGGGAGAGGUAACCUAUCAACACUAUAGCUACCUGGUACAGGUGGGAGAGGUAACCUAUCAAUGCUGUAGUUACCUGGUACAGUUGGGAGAGGUAACCUAUCAACACUACAGUUACCUGGUACAGGUGGGAGAGGUAACCUAUCAAUGCUGUAGUUACCUGGUACAGUUGGGAGAGGUAACCUAUCAACGCUACAGUUACCUGGUACAGUUGGGAGAGGUAACCUAUCAACGCUACAGUUACCUGGUACAGUUGGGAGAGGUAACCUAUCAACGCUACAGUUACCUGGUACAGUUGGGAGAGGUAACCUAUCAACGCUACAGUUACCUGGUACAGUUGGGAGAGGUAACCUAUCAAUGCUGUAGUUACCUGGUACAGUUGGGAGAGGUAACCUAUCAACGCUGUAGUUACCUGGUACAGUUGGGAGAGGUAACCUAUCAACGCUACAGUUACCUGGUACAGUUGGGAGAGGUAACCUAUCAACGCUACAGUUACCUGGUACAGUUGGGAGAGGUAACCUAUCAACGCUACAGUUACCUGGUACAGGACCUUUACAAUUGAACAGUAUGAGUAUGUAUUAAAGAGGCAAAGAAUCAGUGAUUCCAUGGAGUGGGCCAUUAUCAUCUGGAUAUUAUCUCCUGUCUCACCCAGGGGGAAUGUGCCAAAGUCAGCUCAAUCAACGACAAGAGUGACUGGAAGAUGGUACGGAAAGCCCUCAGUGUCAUAGAGUUCAGUGAGAGCAAUAUAGAGGUGAGUCCUAAUCUCUCUACACUACCAUCAGAGACUGAAAAGUGAACAGAUCAUAUCACUUAUCAUAAGAAAAAUGUAUCACUUAUGACCGGUGUCUUCUCUUGCCCAUAAUGUAGAGCCUGUUUGCAAUCAUUGCUAGCGUACUUCACCUGGGAAAUGUUAAGUUUGUGGCUGACUCACAGGGAUACGCCACUCUCAACAACAGUCCAGAGAUACAUUGGCUGUCCAAGGUGAGACACUUCUGACAGCAAACUACAAACUAAUGGACAGUCACUCUAUUUAGCAGUAUACAAAUCACAGAAAACGACCUAAGUACUCUCCCUUUUCAGACAUUAUGGCAACUUUUCAGAUUAAGUUAAAUCCCUUUUCAAUUAGAGUAUUUGGUGAUGUGUGAUUGGUUGUUUCUCUGCUGUGUAGUUGCUGGGCAUUCCUGCACAGGUGAUACAGGUGGGUUUGACCCACAGGAAGAUUGAGGCCAGGUCAGAAGAGGUGAGGAAGAUUUUUGGGCUCAUUCAUAGAACUUCAUACCAUCACAGUAAAUGUGCAACCUGUCUCUUGAAAGCCAAUCUCUGUGGUUUGUCUGUUGUGCUGGUCAGUUGCUCAGUCCCUUCACCGUUGACCAUGCAGUAUACGCCAGGGACGCUCUAGCCAAAGCCAUCUAUGGCCGCACCUUCACCUGGCUGGUUAACAAGCUCAAUGAGUCUUUAGCAAACAAGGUGAGUGACCUUUUUCAGUGUUCCACCAAUAAGAGUGAUGAUGUCCUGGUCCAAAACGACAUCUAACCAAUCAUGACACUGCUAACAAGUAUAGGAUAUACAGUAAGUAGGAAGACAGUAAUAUAGGAGGCUGACUGAUAUUGUGCGUCCAUGUAGGAUUCCUCCAGGAAGACAGUGAUUGGUCUGCUUGACAUCUAUGGGUUUGAGGUGUUCAAAAUGAACAGGUGAGGGGAGACGCAGUUGGUCAACACCUGUUGUAUUCGGCGCAUGUGAUAUAAUUUGAUUUGACAGUGACAUUUUUGAGUGUCUGAAAUGAUGAGCCUAAUGACUUGUCUCUAUAUAUUUCAGCUUUGAGCAGUUCUGCAUCAACUACUGUAACGAGAAACUGCAGCAGCUCUUCAUCCAGCUCACCCUGAAGUCAGAGCAGGAGGAGUACGAGAUGGAGGGGAUUGACGUAAAUGCUCCUCCUCUACUCAAAUCUGGUUUGGACUGGGCUACAAAUCUGAUGUAAUGGGCUACACAGCUUCACGUUUUGUAUUGUUGUUUUUCAGUGGGAGCCAGUGCCAUACUUCAACAACAAGAUCAUCUGUGACCUGGUGGAGGAGAAAUUCAAAGGCAUCAUUUCAGUGCUAGUAUGUAGAUACUGUAGACUGACUGGUUGACUGAUUUACUGACAGUCAGAUUGAAAUGUAGUCAGACACGAUAUCUUUGGAUUGGUUUAGCGCUUAUGUUCAGUUUCAUUUCCACUAGGACGAGGAGUGUCUACGUCCGGGAGAGGCCACAGACAUGACCUUCCUGGAGAAGCUGGAGGAGAAGAUGGGAGGUCACCCCCAUUUCGUCACGUGAGUGAGGCAGUGUUUGGAUACUGUAGCACAGUAAUACAUUUCAAACAAGACCUAUUGGAUAAAGCUGAGCUCCCCAGCUGACAGAUGAGGAUGGAGGGGUCACGGUCUGCCUCUGUAACACCUGACUAGAACAUCCUCUUCUCUCUGUCCACAUCCUGCAGACACAAGCUGGCUGACCAGAAGACCCGGAAGACUCUGGAACGAGGAGACUUCCGCCUCUUACACUACGCAGGGGAAGUCACAUACUGUGUGGUCGGUGAGAAAUGAGUUCCACAACGUAAUAUACCCUUCCUCUCACACAGUUUCUGUAUACUGCUCUCCAUAUUUGUCUCUCUAAUGUGUCUCUUUGAUAUUGUUUCAGUAAGCCAAAUAUGUCUCAAGAGUCGCCCCCAGUUCUCAUCACUUUCUGUCUCACUGACAUAAAGUGUUGGCAGUCUUUUUCAGUUUACUCUCAACCAUACCUCUCUGUUUUCCAGGAUUCCUGGACAAAAAUAAUGAUCUCCUGUACAGGAACAUUAAAGAGGUAAGUAUGCCCAGGGCUCUCACUGGCACUGCUGUGGUCCGGAAUCUACAUCCUGCCAACUGCUGUAUUAUUCAUUGUUAAGCACACCUGUGAAUUAUAGAGGAGCUGAUUGUUAAGCAUUGCUUUGGGAUAGACUGACAGGACUUUUAAGAGGGAGGACAAUGGGAGUGUUUGUUCUACUGCCUCUUGGUUUUGAAAAGAAACCAGUUCUUUAUCUUUCAUCCUGAGAGAUUUAACUGAGAGAUUUUCCACCUUCAGGUUAUGCGCCAGUCUAAGAAUGCCAUUGUUAAACACUGCUUUCCCACCACUGAGCCGGACAGCAAGAAGAGACCUGAAACAGUAAAGAGACUUUCUGAUGACAAAUGAUCCACCAAAGUGAAUUAGAAACAAACCCAUCCUUUACUGUUAUGUGUGUAUGGUGAUCUGAUCUUCCCAUAAGCUUGCAUGUUAAUCCCCUGUCUCCUCAGGUGGCCACUCAGUUUAAGAGCAGUCUGGUAGGCCUGACUGAGAUCCUCAUGUCUAAAGAGCCCUGGUACGUCCGCUGUAUGAAGCCUAAUGAAGGCAAGCAGCCAGGUGAGGCCUCAUCUAUAAACCUUAACUACCACCCACACAUACAGUACGGUAGUCUAUUUGCCUAAGCCCUACACACCUACAUACUCAGUACAGCCAUUACACCAAACGGAACCUUCCCUAAUGGACUUGACCAAUGCAUGCCCUACAACGUGUUACUUGGUGCAUUCAUUCAUAGUGCAUGACCUGAUGCCUGUAGCCUUGUGACCUCUCUCUCGCCUCGUGCAGGGCGCUUUGACGAUGUGUUGGUGAGACACCAGGUGAAGUACCUGGGGCUGAUGGAGCACCUGAGGGUCAGACGGGCCGGCUUUGCUUACCGCCGGAGAUAUGAGAUCUUCCUGCAGAGGUCAACACAACCUGCACUUCACAGUUCUGUAGAUCAUGUGCAGUUGCUCUGUCCAGCACAAACUGCUCUGAUACAUGGCUGCAUUACAGUAUGUUGAUCUGGUGCUCUCUAAACAAUAUUAUUUAACACAGGUGUUUCCUGUUGUCCCUGUCAGGUACAAGCCCCUGUGUCCAGACACCUGGCCUAACUGGAAAGGUACAGCCGCAGAGGGGGUGGAGUGCCUGAUCAAGCACCUGGGCUACAAGCCUGAUGAGUACAAGAUGGGAAGGUGAGGUGCUCUCCAGGAUUGUAGGGUUGGGUUCACCUGGUAAUACACAGUCUGGCUGUUUCUCACUGGCUUGUCUUUCAUGACACAAAAAAAGGACCAAGAUCUUUAUCCGGCAUCCCAGGACUCUGUUUGCCACCGAAGACGCCUUUGAGGUCUGCAAGCAUGAGCUGGGUGGGUCCUGGCUCUAGCUUAAGCCUUUCAAACAACAGAUCACUACAAAAAUUAUGGAAUUGGAUUGUUAAAUGGCGUUGGAUUAUUUCAAAGAUGUUAGAAAUUGAACCUAUUUGCCUCUGAAGUCAGGUUUUAUGAAUGCCUCUUUAUCUUAAAGCUACAAGGAUCCAGGCAAAGUACAAAGGCUACAGAGUGAAGGGAGACUACAUGAGACAGAGGCAAGCAGGUAACUGCUGAACGAGACACAACAGGCCUCUACUUUGACUUCCUUGGAACUAGUAUAACAAAUAUGAUACAUAAGUCUAUGAUAACUUUAUCAGCUUGUGUUGUCUUGUUAGCUACAAAGAUUGAGACAUGCUGGAGAGGCAUGAAGGCCAGGAGAGAGAGGGAGAAGAGAGCCUGGGCUGUCAAGGUCAUUAAGAGGUAAGAGACAAAAAUCUGAAGAGACUUCCAAAGACAAAGGUCCAACAUCUACCACACAGAAUGAAAUGACGUAAAACUCACCAAUCAAAUAUCUUGUACUUAUAUUUUGUAGGUUCAUCAAGGGCUUCAUGACUAGAAAUCAGCCAGCCUGUGUUGACAACACAGAGUACCUGGCGUUUGUCAGGCAAAACUACCUCACACGGCUCAAGGAGAAUCUACCCAAAACAGUCCUGGACAAGAACACCUGGCUAACCCCUCCUCCCAUUAUGCAGGAGGUGAGUCUCAAUAGGGAAUUGACUGUAUUUGAAUACUAACCUCGUUCUGCACACCUGUGUGUCAUGGUAUAAUGAGUAUACUCAUUACAUACAUUUGUACUUGUAGGCCUCACAGAUGUUGAGGAAACUCUACACCAGGCACAUGGUACGGAAGUACGUACACGGAAUCAUGACAGAGAGGAAAGCACAGGUAGGCCUACCCUACAAGCCAGGGUGCUUUAAUGCAUAUGUGUACUGUAUUUGACUAUAGGGCCUCACUGAUCCCUCUAUAUAUCUCUAUUGUGUUUGCUUACCCCAUUUACAGUUGCAUAUCAAAGGAAUGACCAGUUCCUUAUUCAAAGGAAGAAAAGAGAACUACCCUCACAGUGUGGGCAUACCAUUCAUGGACACCAGGAUAAGUAAGGCAUGAUGUGCCCAAUUGUGUGCCUCUUAUAAUAAUGACCAGCAUUUAUGUCAUUUGACCAGUUGCAUUGUUAUCUGGUCAGGUGAGGAAGACAUCCACAUUAAAGUCUACCAGAUGAUUAGGCAAGAACGCAUCAAGGUAAACACACAGAGCUAAAUAAGUUAUGUAAAAGUUCAAAUAAACUUGAAUGUUCAAAUUAAAGUAUGCUCCAUACCUUCCCACAGUACAGUGUUCCUGUGGUGAAGUACGACAGGAAUGGCUUCAGGCCUCGUUUCAGACAGCUGAUCUACACUGGAACUGCAGCCUACCUGGUGGAGGAGGCCAAGAUCAAACAGCGGGUCGAGUUCAACAACCUCAAAGGUUAGCACCACUGAGUGUGGAUUAAAGCUGACUAGAUGUGUGUGCAUGUGUCAAGUUUUUUCUCUUUCAAUGGAAUAGUCUGUGUGUGUAUACUGUGUUAAUUCAACCACUGUUCUAAUUAUCUGGGUGGUGUUCUUCCAGGUGUGUCAGUCAGCAACCUGAGUGACAACUUCCUGAUCCUCCAUGUCCAAUGUGAGGAUAUCAAGCAAAAGGUUGGCUGCUCAAAAAGCUUUUCAUUGAUGUGCACAAAUGUUUUUUUUAUGAUUAAGCUUUGCACCGGUUCUUUUCUGAAUGGAUAGAACUAGAAUAGUAGAACAUGUGCAUUUCCAUUGUUGCAUUUUCUAUUUGCUCAGGGGGACCUGGUGCUGCAGUGUGACUACCUGUUUGAGGCCUUGACCAAGUUGUGUCUGGUGGCCAACAAGCACAAUUUUAUCAAAGUAGUCCAGGGCAGGUAAGACCUAUGUUCAACUCGUUACUUGUCUUUAAAAAAAAUACCAACUGUCGCCAAAGGUAUUAACGUAAUGUUAUAUAUUAUGUCUGUGGUCAUUUGCAGUGUAAAGUUUGACAUCCAGCCGGGCAGAGAGGGGUUUGUUGACUUCAAGAGUGGCCAGGAGACCAUGAUUUACAGAGCAAAGAAUGGCCAUCUGAUGGUGGUGAGUAUGAAACUAAAGACUGUGUGGCCAUUUAAUUCUCAAAUGAACAAAUACAUUUUCUAAACUAUUGAUAAACAGUAGGCUAGGACAUAUAAACACUUCUCUUAUAUUUACUCAGGAAUCAACUCGAACAAAGUCCCGGUCAAUGAUAAAUUGAACUGGAUCCCCUUACACUCAUCAAAGUAAUGGACUGGGCCAAUAAUCAGAUUCUACAAGGUUUUAGGCAUCUUGGGACUUACAUCAUGAAUGAGAACCUGCAUCCUCUCAAUAAGGGUUGGACAUAAUGAAAUGAACAGAAAUCUCAACAAAUGGUUCAUCCUGUGGAGAAAACCCCAAAAGAACGACUACUGAUGUUCUACUCUGAAAAUGUCACCAGUUAUUAAGCUAUACAUCAAAUGCAUAGGCUCAGUUGUGACUUAUCAAGCAAAGCUGUCAUUAUAAUAGGGCUCAUUUGUAAAAUAUGGUUUUGCUUUUGGUAUAUUUUCAUACGUUGAAAUGUAUGCACGCAUGAUUAUAAGUCGCUUUGGAUAAAAG